AUGGGGGUGGGUUCACACAAGGUGCCGGCCUCUUUCGCAGCCUUGUCUAUGCCUAGACACAAGGAGAUUGACACCACGGAGAAACCAUGGAAGUGUGGAGACUGUGGGAAGGGAUCCACAUCGCCAUCUGCGUUGGAAAUUCAUCGACGCAGUCACACCGGGGAAAGGCCGUUCAUCUGUUCUGAGUGUGGGAAAGGAUUCACUCGACUAACCCACCUCACUGCACACCAACUUGUUCACUCUGACACGAGACCUUUUAAAUGUUCUAACUGUGAGAAGAGCUUUAAAAGAAAACAAAACCUGCUGACUCACCAGCGAGUUCACACUGGGGAGAGGCCAUUCACCUGUGCUGAGUGUGGGAAGCGAUUCACUCAGUUAUCCAGCCUUCAGUUACAUCAGCGAGUUCAUACUGGGGAGAAACCAUUCGCAUGCCCUGAGUGUGGGAUGGCAUUCACUCAGUUAUGCAAACUGUUGGAUCAUCAGCGAGUUCACACCGGGGAGAGGCCGUUCACCUGCUCUGUGUGUGGGAAGGGGUUCACUCAGUUAUCCACCUUGCUGAGACACCAGCGCAUUCACACUGGGGUGAGACCAUUCACCUGCACUGAGUGUGGAAAGGGAUUCACUCAGCUUCCCCACCUCACUUCACACCAACGAGUUCACUCUGAAAUGAGACCUUUUAAAUGUUCUGACUGCGAGAAGAGUUUUAAAGGCAAAAUGGAUCUGCUGACUCACCAGCGCACUCACACUGGAGAGAGGCCGUUCACCUGCUCCGUAUGUGGGAAGGGAUUCAUUCAGCAUUCCCUCAGGCUGAAACACCAGCGCGUUCACACCAGGGAGAGGUUGUUCACCUGCUCCAUCUGUGGGAAGGGAUUCUGUCGUUCAUCCACCCUGCAGACACACCAGCGAGCUCACAAGUUGCAGGGCUUGGAUUCUGCUGUUAUUGCUGCUGUUAAUCACAUCCAGGACUGAAUCGUGUUCAAUCUGAAAGCUGGAAUUUAUUUUUGUUAGAACAUACGAUCUAGGAGCAGGAGUAGGCAAUUCAGCCCCUUGAGCCUGCCCCGCCAUUCAAUACAAUCAAGGCUGAUCUCAUUUCAGCCUCAACUCUAAUUUCCUGCCCUCUCCCCAUAACCUUUU
Molecule: messenger RNA, 1134 nt
Organism: Carcharodon carcharias (great white shark)
Lineage: Eukaryota; Metazoa; Chordata; Chondrichthyes; Lamniformes; Lamnidae
Product: oocyte zinc finger protein XlCOF19-like
Exons: 2
Coding region: 1-969 (322 amino acids)
Biological process (GO): regulation of transcription by RNA polymerase II
Molecular function (GO): DNA-binding transcription factor activity, RNA polymerase II-specific; RNA polymerase II cis-regulatory region sequence-specific DNA binding
Source: RefSeq, a predicted model, not a curated record